Messenger RNA from Thunnus maccoyii (southern bluefin tuna), 1068 nucleotides. Its product is annotated as rab GTPase-activating protein 1-like. The record is from RefSeq and is a predicted model, not a curated record. The transcript is spliced from 7 exons. Lineage: Eukaryota; Metazoa; Chordata; Actinopteri; Scombriformes; Scombridae. The coding region runs from base 1 to 801 and encodes 266 amino acids.
AUGAUGGAAGAGGUGUCCACCAUGAUGGCGUAUGACGCCCACGUUGUGGAGCAGAUGAGUGAGGAGGAGAUCCUGGCCUGUCUCGUGGAGGAAACAGGACCUACGUUCACAGUCCCAACGAAGAAAGCUAAACUGGGAGAAAGCCGGCUACAAAUAAUGGAUGAUGAUGAAGAAGAAGACCCCUUGGACAAAUACCUGAAGGAGAACCGUCGGCUUCAGCAGGCCAGCCUCCGACUGGAGCAGGAGAACGACAACCUGGCCCACAGACUGAUCACCAGCAAGGUCGCCCUGAGGAACGCUCUGGACAAGGCGGAGGACAAAGUGGACGAACUCACCAAAGACCUUCUGUUGACCAGACGUCGACUGCAGGCGACAGAGGAAGAGAAGAGAGGGAAGGAGGAGGAGGCUGCAAUGUUAAAGGAGGUGUUUCGGAGAGAGCUGGAGAAAGCUGAGCAGGAAGUCAAGAGGUCGUCGGGCAUCAUCGCAGACUACAAACAGAUCUGCUCUCAGCUGACAAACCGUCUGGAGAAGCAGCAGGCCGCCCACAGAGAAGAGUUCGAUUCACUCAAGGAGCUGGAGCACCAGAGGGGAAUCCUGACCAAUGAUCUCCAGGAGGCAAAUAACAGCUGGAUCAGCAAGGCUUUCACCUCCCUGCGGACGUCCAGUGGGGGGCUCGGCAGUAUUAGCUUACCCAGAGAUGGGGCUCCAGCAAUGGGCUGGAACUUCCACAGCGGCUCCCUUUCUGGAUGGAGCACCAAAAAGAUAUUGUGGCCUCACAGACACAAUCGAGAAAAUAUCUGAUAGUUUGGACUGUGAUUGUACACAAGUGCAGAUCGUCAUAUCAUGUUAAACUGGACACUAUAGAAGGAUCAGACCUGUCUUAUGUAAGUGUGAGCUGGAUCUUUCACACUUAUGCACACUGUUCAAUACUGUAGCUGCUAUGUCUUAUUUUUACAUUAGAGGGCAGUUUAGAGCACAAAAUGAGCAGAUGAGAGUACCUGAGAGCACCUCAGACAGGUAUUAAUUCACUUUUGUUGUUCAACACUUUCCAACUGCAGUAAUGUAUCC